AUGAAACCAAAAAGUCAAGGCGUAUUUCACAAUAGCAACCACACUAAAAACGGUGAUGAAGAGAAAACCCCAGAAUUCCAACGUCCAGACACACGAUUUUUACGAAAAGAGAACUCGCGCAAGCAUUUGCACGAAAGUAUAUCAAGCGUAUUUGGUGCGCUCGAGCAAAGGAACCAAAGUACUUUUGAAACCAAAGAUGUUCCUAUUAAUGAGGAACAAAUCCAAACCAACAUCCUUGAUUCCUACAUCUUUAUUGACAGUUCUACAGACCUUCCCCAACGCCGUAAGGAAGACGUUAGCGAUGAUGAUACCUGUCCAAAUCUAACGCUUAAAACACGUGUUGUUCCACCGCCACAAUCUCAGAGCGAGAUUGUGAUUAAUGACGAGUUUUGUGAUAAAUUUAUACCAAAAGAUUCAGACGAAGCCAAAACGCCCGUUUUUAGUCAAUUUGCGCCAUCAGUUCAAUCUCAAGAUUUUGCAACUGAGGAGAUUGAAAGUCAUGACUUUUAUCCACAAACCCCCCUCAGUCAAUCUGUACAAUCUCAAAGGUUAGUCUCAUGCAUCAAACCACACUUUUCGAAAGAGAAAACAGAAAGCGUCAUCAAGGAGAAAAUAAACUUUGAAGAAAUGGUUGAGGUAUACUCAGGAAAACGCAAGACGGAAAAAACUGAAAUAAAUAAAAUGACAAGCGAGAUUGACAAUGACAAAACGAGUUAUCAGAUAAGGCUACUUUUAACAUACAAAAAUAUACUGAAGAAACAACCAACAAUACAAGACGAGAGUAUAAUGGGAAUGGAGGUUGAGGGGAGCGAUGUCUCAUCCAUUGUGGUUGAAAACAAACAGUGA
Messenger RNA from Entamoeba invadens IP1, 846 nucleotides. RefSeq lists its product as hypothetical. Lineage: Eukaryota; Evosea; Mastigamoebida; Endamoebidae. The record is from RefSeq and is a predicted model, not a curated record. Bases 1 to 846 code for a protein of 281 amino acids. The transcript has a single exon.